AAUAUUCGCGUUCACGUGCGUGAGUAUCCUCUUCGUCUCGUCCAUUGGAAAAAAAGAUUGUCACGCGAUAAAGUCGAAGCAUAGAAACAAGUGAAGUUUAAACCGGUGCUAGCUAUUAUAAUAACUAUGUUCGGGCGUGUGUUUAUGUCAAAUUAUCGUAAUAUUUCGCUUCUAUCCAGGGUAUGGAACGGGCCGAACAGCGCAUUGGCUGGCAAACAAGCUGAACAAAAAAUGAUAACAAUUUUAAGGGAUAAGUUUCCGAAAGCUAAACUCAUCGAGGUGAACGAUAUGUCAGGGGGAUGCGGAGCAAUGUUUGAGAUAAACGUUAUCGCGCCUGAAUUCAAAGGACUGAAUACUAUCAAACAACAUAGGCUGAUUAACGAAGCACUUAAGGACGAGAUCAAGGAUAUGCAUGGAGUGAGAAUAUAUACGGGCGUUCCUGAAUAAUUCUUCAUUUUGCGAUUAAACCAUGUGAAGCUUUGUAAAUUUUGCAUACAUACGAAAUCCUAUCCAAUAAAUAUAGAUCUUAAUGUUAGAACUUUAAUAUUUUUUCGAAUGUACGAUUUUAGAACUUUUAUUUGUAUCAUAAAUAUAUCUAUUCGCUGUGAA
Ceratina calcarata is the source of this 609-nucleotide messenger RNA. Its product is annotated as bolA-like protein 3. The record is from RefSeq and is a predicted model, not a curated record. Bases 127 to 447 code for a protein of 106 amino acids. Gene Ontology annotation, cellular component: mitochondrial matrix. The transcript has 4 exons. NCBI's taxonomy places the organism in Eukaryota, Metazoa, Arthropoda, Insecta, Hymenoptera, Apidae.